UUUUUAAAGUGUUGAUGUAACUCCAAUUAAAUGCUAUCUGGAGUAAUAACAAUUUCUUUAUUUUUCAUAGCCAUUUUAUGAAAAAAAAGUGAAGAAAUGGAAACUGCAAAUUACACCAGGGUGACAGAAUUUGUUCUCACUGGCCUAUCCCAGGCUCAGGAGGUGCAACUAGUCCUAUUUGUUAUAUUUCUGUCCUUCUACUUGUUCAUUCUUCCAGUAAAUGUUAUUAUUUGCACCAUCAGGCUUGACCCACAUCUGACUUCACCCAUGUAUUUUCUGUUGGCUAAUCUAGCCUUCCUUGACAUUUGGUACUCUUCUAUCACAGCCCCUAAAAUGCUUGUAGACUUCUUUGUGGAAAGGAAGGUCAUUUCCUUUGGUGGGUGCAUUGCUCAGCUCUUCUUCUUGCACUUUGUUGGGGCCUCAGAGAUGUUCCUGCUCACGGUGAUGGCCUUUGACCGCUAUGCUGCUAUCUGCCGCCCCCUCCACUAUGCUACCAUCAUGAAUCGACGUCUCUGCUGUAUUCUGGUGGCUUUCUCCUGGAUGGGGGGCUUCAUUCACUCCACAAUACAGGUGGCUCUCAUUGUUCGACUUCCCUUCUGUGGGCCUAAUGAGUUAGACAGUUACUUCUGUGACAUCACACAGGUUGUCCGGAUUGCCUGUGCCAACACCUUCCCAGAGGAGUUAGUGAUGAUCUUCAGCAGUGGUCUGAUCUCGGUGGUGUGUUUCAUUGCUCUUCUCAUGUCCUAUGCCUUCCUCCUGGUGAUGCUCAAGAAACACUCAGGUUCAGGUGAGAGUACCAGUCGGGCCAUGUCCACGUGCUACUCCCACAUCACCAUUGUGGUACUGAUGUUUGGGCCAUCCAUCUACAUUUACGCUCGCCCAUUUGACUCUUUUUCCCCAGAUAAAGUGGUGUCUGUAUUCCAUACUGUGAUAUUCCCUUUGCUUAAUCCCAUCAUCUACACACUGCGAAACAAGGAAGUAAAAAUGGCCAUGAGGAAGCUGGUCAACCGAUACAUUCUAUGUAAAGAGAAGUGAAAGUUUAAUGGCAUUUUCUAUAGUCCUUCUGAGGGUUUUUGUCCUAAAGAAGGAAGUAUUUGCAGUAGUAUUGCUCCUUUCGCUACC
This is a messenger RNA of Cervus elaphus (red deer), 1122 nucleotides long. Its product is annotated as olfactory receptor 4M1. The record is from RefSeq and is a predicted model, not a curated record. Gene Ontology annotation, cellular component: membrane. The coding region runs from base 97 to 1035 and encodes 312 amino acids. Gene Ontology annotation, biological process: G protein-coupled receptor signaling pathway. The transcript has a single exon. Gene Ontology annotation, molecular function: G protein-coupled receptor activity; olfactory receptor activity. NCBI's taxonomy places the organism in Eukaryota, Metazoa, Chordata, Mammalia, Artiodactyla, Cervidae.